This is a messenger RNA of Anthostomella pinea, 252 nucleotides long. The record is from the annotation of a GenBank genome assembly. Lineage: Eukaryota; Fungi; Ascomycota; Sordariomycetes; Xylariales; Xylariaceae.
AUGGCCGAGGGCGAGGGCGAGGGCGAGGUUGUCGAUGCGGGCAGCGGGAUCAGGCUGGAAAGAAAGGCUACCGGCGAGGCUGGAUUCGGGGUGUUUUGGUGGUUUGUGCUGGCGAGCGGGCGAGCGGGCGGGCAGGGCGGCAGGCGGGCGGGCGGACACUUACAGUCAGCCUGUUUCCUCACCUGGGCUGGGCUUGGACAGGCUGGAGUCACUGGUCUGGACUGGCUGGGCCUCGAUGGGCGGGCGAUGUAG